CCCUCCGCUCCCGCCAUCACCAAACUUUGCGCUGGCCCCGGUCGCCGCCUCCCCGGCACAUGGCCCCGGCACCGCGGCGCUGAGCGCCGGCAGCAGCCCCGGCCCGAGCGCGCAGGGAGCGGGGACAGCGCGGCCGCCACCGCGGGGAGCGGGGACAGCGCGGCCGCCACCGCGCCAGCGCCGCCGCCUCCGGCACCCAUCGCGGGGCUCUCGGGAGGACGGGGCAGAGCGGCGAGGGGCGGCCGGAGGCAGCGGAGCCGGUGCCCAUGUGCCCGCCGUCGCGGCGGGGCGAUGAGGCCGCGAUGAGCGCGGCGGGCGCGGGCACCGUGCGGCCCUGGAAGCCCGACCCGGGCCAGGCGGGCGGGGAUCGGCCGGGACCGGCGCUGCCGCUCACCCUCAGCGUGCUGGCCUGGCUGGGCACCGGCACCACCAUGGCCGGCCUCAACAAGUGGAUCUUCGCGGCGCACGGGUUCCGCUACCCGCUGCUGCUGUCGGCGCUGCACAUGCUGUCCGGCGUGGCCGUGGGUUACCCGCUGGGCUGGGCACGGGCACCGGGCCCCCGGCCCCGCGCCAGGAUCUACCUGCUCAGCCUCACCUUCUGCACCAGCGUGGCCCUGGGCAACCUGGGCCUGAGCUACGUGCAGCUGGACGUGGCCCAGGCCGUGGCCACCACCACGCCGCUGGUGACGCUGGUGCUGGGGGUGCUGGGGGGCCGGCGGCCGCACCCGCUGCAGUUCUGGGCCAUGGGGCCGGUGUGUGCCGGGGCCGCCUGCAGCAUCGCCGGCGGGCUCUGCUUCUCCCAGCCCGGCUGCGGCUUCCUCCUGGCCGCCACCGUGCUCCGCGCCCUCAAGUCCAUCCAGCAGAGUGUGCUGCUGCAGGAGGACCGUCUGGACGCGCUGUCUCUGCUCGGCCUGACAUCCCUGCCCAGCUUCGUGCUGCUGUUCGGGGCGGCCGUGGCGCUGGAGCUGGGCCCCUCGUGGCAGGGCAUCCUUCGCCCCGACGCCGCGCUCUGGGGCUGCGUCCUGCUCAGCUGCCUGGGCUCCGUCCUCUACAACCUGGCCACCUCCUGCCUCCUGUCCCUCACCUCGGCCCUCACGCUGCACCUCCUGGGCAGCCUCACCGUGGUGGGCAACUUGCUGCUGUCGUGGCUGCUGUUCGGCACGCAGCUGGGCGCGCUGGGCUACGCCGGCGUGGCGCUGACGCUGGCCGGGAUGGUGCUGUACCACCAGCCCCGGCUCCUGGCUGCCUGCUGGGGCCUGCGUGGGCACCCACGGCACGAGUAGGGACCCGCGGGGGGCUGGGGGCCAGGAGGGCUCUAGGGAACGCUGUGCACAUGUGUGCUGGUGUGUGUGAGCCUGCACA
This is a messenger RNA of Poecile atricapillus (Black-capped chickadee), 1362 nucleotides long. It is a transcript of the gene SLC35E4, whose product is annotated as solute carrier family 35 member E4. Bases 267 to 1283 code for a protein of 338 amino acids. Gene Ontology annotation, cellular component: Golgi apparatus. Gene Ontology annotation, molecular function: antiporter activity. NCBI's taxonomy places the organism in Eukaryota, Metazoa, Chordata, Aves, Passeriformes, Paridae. The transcript has 2 exons. The record is from RefSeq and is a predicted model, not a curated record.